Messenger RNA from Lampris incognitus (smalleye Pacific opah), 617 nucleotides. It is a transcript of the gene rps14, whose product is annotated as ribosomal protein S14. Gene Ontology annotation, molecular function: mRNA 5'-UTR binding; structural constituent of ribosome; small ribosomal subunit rRNA binding. Gene Ontology annotation, biological process: ribosomal small subunit assembly; maturation of SSU-rRNA from tricistronic rRNA transcript (SSU-rRNA, 5.8S rRNA, LSU-rRNA); translation. Gene Ontology annotation, cellular component: cytosolic small ribosomal subunit; ribosome. Bases 125 to 580 code for a protein of 151 amino acids. Lineage: Eukaryota; Metazoa; Chordata; Actinopteri; Lampriformes; Lampridae. The transcript has 5 exons. The record is from RefSeq and is a predicted model, not a curated record.
AAGAAGAACAAGAAGAAGAAGAAGAUUAACCAGAACCACUUCCGGUUGAAAAGUUAAACUUUGACCCUGACGGCGGAAGUUCUUUCCUUUCCUGUUUCUGCGUCUUGAGAGAGACACAUCGACCAUGGCUCCCCGCAAAGGCAAGGAGAAGAAGGAGGAGCAGGUGAUCAGUCUUGGCCCUCAGGUGGCCGAAGGAGAAAAUGUCUUUGGUGUCUGUCACAUCUUCGCCUCCUUCAACGAUACCUUCGUCCAUGUCACUGACCUGUCUGGGAAAGAGACGAUCUGCCGUGUGACAGGAGGUAUGAAAGUGAAGGCGGACAGAGAUGAAUCCUCUCCAUAUGCAGCCAUGUUGGCAGCUCAAGACGUGGCCCAGCGCUGUAAGGAGCUGGGGAUUACUGCCCUUCACAUCAAACUCAGAGCUACUGGAGGAAACAGAACCAAGACUCCAGGUCCUGGUGCCCAGUCAGCCCUCAGGGCUCUGGCUCGCUCUGGAAUGAAGAUCGGACGCAUUGAGGAUGUCACCCCCAUUCCCUCCGAUUCCACCCGCAGAAAGGGAGGUCGCCGUGGACGCCGUCUGUAAAAUGUUGGAUUUUUUUUCAAUUAAAGUUAAACUCCAA